AUGUCUACAAGAGCCAAAUAUAUAUUAAGAUUAGUACGUGACCAGUUAACAGAAACAAAAGAUGAGAAUACUGAGGUCCUUCCAUCCACUUCUAAACAAUGUUAUAACGAUUCGGAAACAGACUCUGAUCCCUAUUCUCCUGAUCACUCGGAAUAUGAUCCGGACUCUGAUGAUUCUUCUGACAAUGAACUUGCUCUCGGAAAUGGAACUUUUCAAACUAUUAACAACGACUUGCAUGACAUGGAAGAGUUGCCUGUUACGACAGAUAAGUCAAGAAAGAGGAAAAGAAAUGAACAAAACUGGAAAAGAAAUAUUGCAAAAUCAAGAAAACAACGCGGCGAAGCAUACUUAUCUUCUAGGGGUAAAUACGUACCAGGAGUAGUCAUGAAGGAUGCUUGUUUAGCUACCUGUAAACGAAAAUGCACAGAAAAAUUUUCCUAUGAAGAGAGAUUGUCGAUUUUUCGAAGAUAUUACCAGUUAGAAUCCUAUGAAAGAAAACGAGACUUUAUUAAUGGCCAUACAGAAAAGAAAGAUAAAAAAUGGCAUACUGCAGAACAGUCCAGACGUCAAAAAACCAUUUUAUUCUAUUUACCUAAAAAUUCGAAUAGAAUCCAGGUUUGUAAAACCAUGUUUAUCAAUACCCUGGGAAUUCGAAAAGGAAUUGUAGACAUAGCUAUGAAAAAGAGAACUGAAGAAAACACGACUUUGGUAGACAAUCGGGGAAAACAUACAAAAAAGAUCACGUCACCUGCUAUCCUAGCAAGUGUAAAAAACCAUAUUGAGAAGUUCCCUGUAGUCAGUUCACAUUAUUGCCGUUCAAAAACACAACGGAAAUAUUUAUCCUCAGACCUUAACAUCACCAUUAUGUAUUCAUUAUACAAGAAAGAAUGCGGUGAAAACAAUCAAACACCAGCUAACUCUGCCAUUUAUAGAAAGGUAUUUUCAGAGGAAUAUAAUCUUGGCUUUUACCGACCUCGUAAAGACCAGUGCCGGGUUUGUAUGGCCUACAACUCCCCCUUAAGCGAUAAAGCAUCUAUGGAAACCGAAUAUCUCACUCACAUAGCAGCCAAGAACAGAGCCCGUGAUGAAAAGAGAUUAAGUAGACAGUUAGCAGAAAAUUCUAACGGUACACUCAUAAGUUGCAAUUUUGAUCUUCAACAAGUUCUUUUGGUACCAAAUGACCCAACAAAUAACGCUUUAUUUUACAAACAAAGACUAAAAGUAUUUAACUUCACCAUUUAUAAUACAGUGUCUAAACAGGGUGAUUGCUUCAUGUGGACCGAGGUUGAAGGAAAACGAGGCAGCUGUGAGAUUGCCACUUGUUUAUACCAAUACUUUGAAUCUUUGCCGGAACAAGUAACUCAGGUUCAGUGUUUUAGUGAUAGAUGCGGUGGACAAAAUUUAAAUAAAAACGUCGCUAGUAUGUGCUUAACAGCUGUUCAACAUAUUCCACAUUUGGAAAGCAUUGAACUAAACUUUCUAGUUUCCGGCCAUAGUGAAAUGGAGUGCGACUCCAUGCACUCAGCCAUUUCAACAGAGUUCAAAAGAGUAGGCAAAACACAUUUACCACAAGAUUGGAAAACAAUUGCUAGAUGUGCCCGGAGAAAAGGAGAUAAACCGUACAUCAUUCAUAACAUUACUCACGAACAAAUAUUGGAUUGGAAAAAUCAUGCGGAUAAAAUUUUAAUUUUCAGAGGUAAGGACGAAAGUGGGCAGCAAGUAGCAUGGCAGAAAAUGUGUUGUAUGUUCUUUUCUAAAUGUGAACCAUCCAUUAUGAAAUUUAAAGAAAACUUUAACGAAGAAUUUAGAACUUUAAAUUGCCAGAGAAGGACAAAAUCGACUCAAAAUAUAACUACAAUAAUGCCAUAUCCUUUGUAUAAGGACAGAAUCCCUAUUAGUCUGGAAAAAUACAAGGAUCUAUUGACAUUGUUUAAUACCAAACCUCCCGCAAUUCCUCUGGAAAAUAAGGAUUAUUUUGAAAACCUGCCUUUUAAAGCAACAGGAAGAGAAGUAUCAAGUGAAUCUGACAUAAGUGAGACCGAGUGA
Messenger RNA from Diabrotica balteata, 2046 nucleotides. Lineage: Eukaryota; Metazoa; Arthropoda; Insecta; Coleoptera; Chrysomelidae. The record is from the annotation of a GenBank genome assembly.